AUUACCCACCACGCCUCGCAUCAAGCCCUGCCAUCUUUCGAUUGGCGGCUCGCGCAAGGGGCGCUGGGAAAUGUAGUCCUGGCGGCCCCAGCGCUUCUCCUGCUCUUGCUGAGCCCAGCUAGCUUGGGAAUAAGAAGCCUCUGCCUCCAUGGUUCAUGCCUUUGCAAUCCACACUUUGUGCUGCCGGUCCGGGGAUGAGGCUGGUCCUUGCCGGGUGCUUUACUCCAAGGUCUUCAGUCCAGAAAGGUCAGAAGAUGCAAGAGGUCCAGAUCCGGAGAAGGAACGGCUGCUCCAGAAGGAGAAGAUCUUGGCCGUAGCAAGGCAAGUGGAUUCAACCUGCAAGCUGUACCAACAAGCCUCUGGAAAGUCCCAUUCAGAACAUCUCAUCCAGCUUCCCGAUGAGUCCGUUUCUCUCCAGGAUGCCCCAUCGGGGUUUUUCCGUCUCCCUCUGGGAGACCCCUUCUCUGAGGACAAGACGGUGCUGUGGCUGGGGGUCCAGUCCCUGGGCUUUGCUCUGGUCUGUGACCCCCAUGAGAACCUGAUGCUGGCUGAAAGCACUCUCCGUCUCCUGGUCCGCUCCUUCCUGGACCACCUCAAGCUACUGAGCUCCGGAAGCGACAUCCUGCUGAAGGCUGACCGGACGGAGGUCAUCCUUGGGAAGUUCCUGCCCCACGGGCAGCUGCUGUUCCUCAAUGACCAGUUUGUGGUGGGGCUGGAGAGGGAGAUCGGAGCCUCUCUUGGGAAAUGAAAAGGCAGCCAAAGCAUCUUGGGAUCACUGGACAAUGGCUACUAGCCAAAGGGCUGAAUCCAGCCCCUGAAUACUGGCCCGGAACCUUGGAUCACUGCAUUAAAGGUUUGCACUUUAACCCAGAGCAGAUUCACUUGCA
This is a messenger RNA of Sceloporus undulatus (fence lizard), 887 nucleotides long. It is a transcript of the gene AP5S1, whose product is annotated as adaptor related protein complex 5 subunit sigma 1. The transcript is spliced from 3 exons. The record is from RefSeq and is a predicted model, not a curated record. Gene Ontology annotation, biological process: endosomal transport; double-strand break repair via homologous recombination. Gene Ontology annotation, cellular component: lysosome; late endosome; AP-type membrane coat adaptor complex. Bases 149 to 748 code for a protein of 199 amino acids. NCBI's taxonomy places the organism in Eukaryota, Metazoa, Chordata, Lepidosauria, Squamata, Phrynosomatidae.